This is a messenger RNA of Pieris macdunnoughi, 1287 nucleotides long. NCBI's taxonomy places the organism in Eukaryota, Metazoa, Arthropoda, Insecta, Lepidoptera, Pieridae. The record is from the annotation of a GenBank genome assembly.
AUGAGUGGUCCCAAUGGGAUGUUAUAUGGUGGUGACGAAAUUGGUGCUCUAGUGUUUGAUCCUGGGCAUCACUCAUUACGGGUUGGUUACGCGCAAGAAGAUACUCCAAAAGCUGAUAUUCCUGCUGUAAUCGGCGUCGGGCCGGCACCUCUUAUUCCAGACGCAGAGCAGAAAGUACCUGAUGGCAAUGUUACACAGAGUGGUACAAAAACCGGCAAUGAGCUCAGGCAUUACAUCGACGUCACAGAAUUACAUGUACCCAGGCCAAGUAUGGAAGUCCAGACUUAUAUGAAAGAUGGACAGAUUGAGAAUUGGGAUCUGUUUGAAAAGAUGCUGGACUAUUGUUACGCAAAGGUCAUUCGAUCUCCAUCGGAACACCAUCCAGCCCUUUUCACUGAGGCUGUAUGGACAUCAAGACCUACUCGAGAGAAAUUGGCCGAACUUCUAUUUGAAAAGUAUCAGGCACCAGCAUUCUUCCUUGUGAAGAACGCGGUACUUGCAGCGUUCGCUAAUGGAAAGUCUACAGCGCUGGUGAUAGAUGCUGGAGCAAGUCAGACAUCGGCUGUUCCAGUUGUGGAUGGAUACGCGUUGGUGAACGCCGCCGUACGAUCGCCCGUUGGCGGAGACCAUUUGGUCGCUCAAGCCAAGAAUAUGCUGAAUAAUAUGCAUAUACAAAUGUUGCCAGUUUAUAGCAUACAGACUAAAGAAGUGAUUAGAGAAAGAGAAAGAGCCAGAUAUACAUUGAAAACUCUUCCUGCUGGUCUCACUCCAUCGUGGCAACAGUAUAUGUUGAAACGUCAGUAUGAAGAUUUCUGUCAUUGCGUUGCACAGGUAUCGGAAAUAGCAUAUGAUGAACGGACAGCUGCUGUAGUACCGGGGGUGCAUCAUGAGUUCCCCGGGGGCUAUCAUCAGGACUUUGGUCCUGAGAGGUUCAAACUCACCGAAUGCUUAUUUGAGCAGUCGUUAGGAGCACCCCACUUAGCGUGCGCAGCAGCAGCAGCCUGCGACGCAGACGCUCGGCCCGCUCUGUGGGCCUCGGUAGUGGCGUGCGGUGGAGUUGCAGCCAUGGGAGGCUGGACGGAGCGCCUUGCCAAGGAGCUGGCAGCCAGGGCUCCGUCCUCCCACCGGCUCAAGACCCACGCGGCGCCUUCGCCCGUCGAGCGGCGCUUUGCGGCGUGGAUAGGUGGUUCGAUUUUGGCCUCGAUUGGAUCCUUCCAGCAGAUGUGGAUCUCUUCCCAAGAGUACGACGAGGGCGGUAAAGGUCAACUGGAGAGGAAGUGUCCUUGA